Messenger RNA from Sporisorium graminicola, 3420 nucleotides. RefSeq lists its product as uncharacterized. The record is from RefSeq and is a predicted model, not a curated record. Gene Ontology annotation, molecular function: nucleic acid binding. The transcript has a single exon. The coding region runs from base 1 to 3420 and encodes 1139 amino acids. Lineage: Eukaryota; Fungi; Basidiomycota; Ustilaginomycetes; Ustilaginales; Ustilaginaceae.
AUGCCAACUGCAACGAAACGUAGAGAAGUGGUCGCUUCGUCCAAGAAGCGACAACCAUCCGCUACUGCGCGCUCAGAAUCGGGCUACUCCCGACGCUCCUCGGUCGGCUCGUUCAAGACCGCAACCGGCGCUUCUGAACGCGCUCCUGGUACGUCGCAAUCCGAAAAUGAAGAUCAAGAGGAUGAGCACGACGAGCAAGAGGACGAGGAUCAGCUUCGAGACGACGCUGCUUCCGACGACGAGACGGCCACAAUCGAUCCUCGCACAGAUCGUGACGUUGCCUCCGACGCAGACGAAACCCAGGACGGUACUCGUCGAUUGGAACCUAAAGGCCUUACUGCAGCCAGCCAGCGAGAAUAUCGGGAUGUCGAAUCGAGUAGCGGCUCGGAAGAAUCGCCUGCCAUCUUCAACAAGCAUCCUUCUAGCGACACGAGCACCAUCCAAAAAUUCCCUCCUACUUCUCAAGAUGAUGCCAUCGAAGAAAUGGAUCAGCCGAGUCCUCUGCGAUCCAAAGCCUCGCGCCACAAGCUCCUCACACCAGAUGCCGCGCUUACUCCCAAAGGCCGAGCCGAUCGCAAGAGCGUGCGUGCAUCGCAGGCCAGCCACCUCACCCUCCCGUACCAGCAAUCCGAGGCGGGUGACUACCGCGAUGCAUCUAACCGCCUCAGCAGGUUGACCUUGUCCAGCUUCAACCCUCGCAGCAGAGCCCCUUCACGUGCAGCCAGUGUCAUGGAUGGUGACUACCCCGACAUGGAAAUGCGUGACGCUCGCUACCGUUCCGUGUCCGAGAGAGGCGGCGGCAGUAGGGCCAGUCGUCUCUUGCCACCUGCCUCGCUGCACGAGUUUGGCGGCUCGGUACGCGGCUCAUACCAGUCUCAGCGCGGUACUGGAAGCCGCUAUGCUUCAAGCCACAUCGAGCAACGAUCGCCUUCCAAGAGAGAUACGUUUGUUCCAGCCGGCGCUGGCAUCUACUACCGCGACUCGGAUCGUCUCAGCAUCACUUCCCGCGCCACUGCCCGUAAACCUGCUUCCAUCAUUUCCCAGAUGCUCGAUGCCGACACGCAGGUCUAUCCGGGCACACGCAUUCGCAAGUACAUUGAGCCUCAGCUCACCGAGUCCAUGCGACGUGUCAUGAAGCAGUUCUCAGGCCACAAUUUGCAGGAUCACCGAUGCAGGGGAUACCCCAUCGCUGUGUUUGUCGGUGCCACCGCCAUCGACAUCGGUAGCAUCAUCCAGCCUCACGUCUCGGGUGCGGUGUCGCUCUACUUUGGCCCUGGUCACCCCAAGAACAUGGCCUCGCUCCUCCCGGAGGAAGACAGAACGCCAAGCCACAUCCCCAAUCCCAAAGCGCCCACGCCAUCUUCGCUCUCGCGUCGCGCUGAACUGCGAUCUGCUAUCACGGCGCUCCACUCGAUCUACGAGCUGUACCGCGGCCGUGCCUGUGCACAUGUCUGCAUCGACUCGGCCUACGUAGCCAAGGCCUGGGGCACUUGGAUUCCCGCUUGGGAGCUCAAAGGCUGGCCUGGGGAGGACGAGGAGCACGACGGCGAUCGCGAGCGUUGGGAAGAUGAAUACCACGAGCGUCGUAGAAACCAGCGCAGGGCGUAUGACAGGCAAGGUACCAGGUACAUGGAUCUGCCCGACCGACGCAGCAGGGAUGGCUACGCGAGCGACGGCGGCCGAUACCGCGAUUCGCGAGCUUCUCCGCGCCGCAACAGGUACGAGGACCGCGACGACUGGCUUUCGAGCGAUCCCUAUGCCGAUCGUCGUAAGCGACGAGAUGGAAGCCGCGCCCCACCUUCGUCUCGACGACGAGGAGGUCGCGGCUACGACGACUACUCUUCAGAGGACGAAGAUUCUCCUCGCCGCGGUGGCGGCCGUCGCAGGCACGAUGACCGAGACGAGUACCGCUAUGGCGAACCGUACUCUCCUGACCGUUCUCCGCCUCGCCGCCGCCCUAUGCGCCGCGCACCCGGUCGGCGUCUUGUCGAUGAAGACCUGCUUCGCGAGCUCGCCGAUAUCCGCUACGAAUUUGCACGCGUCGAGCGCAGUCGCCAGGGAUCAGCUCAUCUCUACCUAAUUGAUCGCACCAACAACCCUGCCGAUCGCAUGGCUCGCGCUGUCGCCAAGUCAGAGGCAAGUUUCCUCAGAGCAGAAGAGGACGACGCGCGUUCCGAACUAGGACUGCACGUCGACCAAGCGCGCUUUUCGGACGAUGACGAGCUCGACGAGCAGGAGCAAGAAUGGCUCGAGACGCGCAGUCACAUUUCGUCGGUGUCCAGGAGCACCCGGAAUGGUGGUCAGAGACGGUCGAGCAGUCGCAACAGCACGCGUGGAAGUAUCAUUUCGAGCGCUACGGGUAGGUUGCGCACUUCUUCGUCGUUGCCUGCGGGACAUCUGAAGGGUGGAUCUAGGAGGCAGCUUGAUACGUUUGCUGAGGAGGAUGAAGAGGAUCUUGCUGCCGAUGCCAGAUCGGUGAGGUCGGUAAGGACGCAGAGGUCGAGGAAGUCGACGCGCGCCGAGAGAGAGAGGGACGAGUAUCUGGCGAGGGUGGAGAUGCUAGAUGUGGAGGCAGCUGACUCGGUUAGGCGCUCUACCACGCAGUCGAGCAGGAGGUCGGCGUCGCGAGCGAGUCGACUAGCUCCACCUCCUGUUUCCGAGAGGGGAGGUAGCUCCAGACUGUCGAUCGAUUCGCGCAGGGGGCCUGCGCUUAGAUCGGCUGAGCUGCUCUCUCCCGACACCGCAUCGGGACGUGGAUCGAUGGACAGCAGGCGUAGAGUCAGCAACGUGCGAUCGCAGCCCGAUAUGCGAGAUGGUUCUCGAGCACAGAAUGGUCGGUCCACGGUGCGUAGUGCGUUGGCAUCGGCUGCUGUGCUCCGAGGCGGUGAUGAGGAGGAGCAAGAAGAUGUUGACGACCAUCGACCUCCGGGGCGCUCGAUGCAGUUCCAUAGUGCGGGCCAUGGUGGACCCAUGUAUCCGCGUAGCCGUGUUAUGUCCGAGCAAGACUAUCCGGACAUGGACGAUCUUGUGCCUCCUGCGCGCGGCUGGGAUAACGGCUCGAUCUACUCGCGCAAUAGCGUCGAUAAGCAACGUAAUGCCCAUGCUACAGACUCGCCUGGCUCUCAACGUCGAGGAAUGUUCGCUGGCCCAGCUGCUCGACCUGCGUCUCCCAGUGGAUCGCAGAAAAGGUCGCCGUUUGGACUGUUUUCCAACCGGUCUACUCCGUCUCUCCACCGUUCGCCUGCUCCGGAGGAUGCGGAUUACGAGUGGAGCAAGAAGGGGAGGAAGAAGAGACAGCAGAGGGAGUGGCACUCGACUACGCCCAACGACUAUUCCGAAAAGAGCAGGUGGGGUCCGGAUGAGGCGGCGUCUGCUAAGAAGGGUGGCUUUCUGAGUCGCGUGUUUGGUCGUAAGAAGUAG